Molecule: messenger RNA, 724 nt
Organism: Zonotrichia albicollis (white-throated sparrow)
Lineage: Eukaryota; Metazoa; Chordata; Aves; Passeriformes; Passerellidae
Gene: SS18L2
Product: SS18 like 2
Source: RefSeq, a predicted model, not a curated record
CAUGCGCGGCGCAGGGGCGGGGCCGCAGCCCCUCAGCCGCAGCCGCCAUGUCCGUGGCGUUCGUGCCCGAGCGGCUGCGCGGGGCGGCCGAGGUGAACCAGGAGACGCUGCAGCGGCUGUUGGAGGAGAACGACCAGCUGAUCCGGUGCAUCGUGGAGUACCAGAACAAGGGCCGCGCCACCGACUGCGUGCAGUACCAGCAUAUCCUGCACAGGAACCUCAUUUAUUUAGCGACAAUUGCUGAUGCCACCCCGCCCAGGACGCAGAAGCCUGUAGACUGACAGCAAUAACUGGAUGUGACCAGUGCUGCUUUCAGAGACUGUAGAAAUAGUUUAGAGUCCUGCUUUGAAAAACAAGAAGGUGUGGGUUUGAAAAAAGCAGGUAAAAAGUGAUCUGUAUUUGUGUGUUUAAAAUGUGAAUGUAGUUUUCAGUGUAGUAUUAGGCCAGCUUUUCCCCUGUUACUGUAACUAACACAGCUUAAGAAUGAUAAUUAUCACAUUCCCUUUUCCCUCUGAAAAACUCAAUUCAGUGUACUUCUGGGAAUAGCCUGGUUGUCAAGCACUAUGGGAAGCAGAGCCCAUUUCAUGAGUAAGGUUCUAUAAUAACAAGGAAAAUGUUACUCUAGGUGAAUCCUGCCUCCAACAUGACAUAUAUAAAAGCAGUAAACUCUUGGAUCCUGUAGCAGAACAAUUGUGCUAAAUAAACUAAAUAUGUUCUUUGUAAA